Molecule: messenger RNA, 832 nt
Organism: Drosophila albomicans
Lineage: Eukaryota; Metazoa; Arthropoda; Insecta; Diptera; Drosophilidae
Exons: 2
Coding region: 95-427 (110 amino acids)
Source: RefSeq, a predicted model, not a curated record
ACGCGAUUAACCGAUUCGAACCAAAUAGAAACUGAACGGAAAAAGAUUGAAGAAAAGAUAAGAGACAAGCAAACGACCGACCUAGAAUAUCAUAAUGCAACUAAAAAAGGUGCAAAAGACUACAAGAACCUUUAUUCCAAGCAGUCUAGGAGAAGUCACUGUUUUGGAUUAUGCAAACUCCCAAAUGGUUUCCAUCAACAUGGGACUCGCCGCUGAAGAAAAUAGCACCUUUAAGAUUAUCCAUGUCAUAGAUUUAGAGGCUUAUGAGACUACUUUGCUAGGGGAAUCCAUUGAAAAUAUAUCAAAUACGAAUCCGAUCUAUCCGUUUCGUAAUUAUGAAUUAGCACAAAUGAAAAGCGAUCUGUCUAAAUGGUUCGCAUGGAAAUGGUUAAAAAUGAAGUACCUGACCCAAGAUCACCAAGAUUAGGAAGUAAUAAUCAAGAAAAUUAAUGAACAGCUGGAAAACAAUAAUCGUCAAGUCGUUAUAAAUAUAAUCACAAGUCAAAGAAUAAACGAGCUUACUGAAAUCACGAAUGCAAUAGUGAAAUUCACUUAAGAAAGCAAUGAAGUAAAAAUGGAAAAAAACCAUACUAAAGUACGAAAUGCAAUUAUUAAAAGAAGAAAUCAGAAAUAUUGUUCAUUCAAUUAGUUGGGCUAAGACCGAUAUCGUUAAUCCAGUUAUUUUAACUAAACAUGAACUAGUGGCAAUAGAACUACAUAAUUCUAGAAAAUAAGAAAUUACAUUUCGUCAACUUAGAAGAAAUGCUUGAAUUUGCUAAUAUCAAAAUAGCCUCAAAUGGAAUUAACUAGCAAAGAGAAUUGUAACAAAAUC